AAUCGAACCUUUCGGUAUAAGUAUUUUCCAUAAAGUAUUUUUUAUAAAAGCAAAUAUCAUUAGUGACAAAAAAAUCAGGAUAGGUUAAGAUACGACAAUUAAAUCUUCCCUUGAUAGAAAUAGAAAAAAAUUGCAUUAGAUUACGUAUAAAUUACGAUACUAGAUAUUGCAAAUAAUUUACAAUAUUCAAUUAAUACUUGCCGCGAGAAAAUAACAGAAAAUUUACUGAUAGAUGGCGUUAAUAAUAUGUGAUGUGUAGGUACGAUGGUCGGUAAUACUAACAAUUCACCGUACUACAAAAGGAAAAAUGCAAUCCGCACUAAUUCGGGAAAGAAUAAGCGAAAGGCGAUUGCUUUACUAUUAAUUUUAUUGUAACAAUUAACGAAACGAUGGAUCGAGAUUAGGAUUCACAUACAAGACGACGCGUCGAUUCACUUUAUCUCCAAUGGACUCUUCGAACUUUUUUUGAGACAGAUGUCGCUGGGGUAGCUGUCGCUAUAGAUGCAUUAAAAAACACAGUGGUAGUCUAUCAUUAGUAUAGUGACAAAAGUAUGAUUCUUAAUUGUUUUUAAUUUUUGUAUCGGACAGUAAUUCAAAUAAUAUGUGUUUAUAUUAAACAUUCAGAGAAUAAAUUCAAAAAUUUGAAUUAUGUGAACAGAUUUGUUUAGUGAUUUGGUAUUUAAUUACUAAAAUGUUCAAUAUCCAAUUUAACGUAUAAUCAGUAGAAUAAUUUAUUUAUUUUUUUUUUUGUAAUUCAAAUCACGUCAUUGACUACAACUGAAAAAAUCUUAUCUACAUUAAAUAAACUUGAGAUCUGGAGUUAAACAUGGCAAGCACUUCUUCUGAUCAAAGCACUAUUGCUAAAAAAACAUGGGAAAUGUCAAAUAAUAUUGAAACAAUUAGCACUGUUGAUGAGAUCUAUAGAUAUGAUCGUAAAGAACAACAAGAUAUAUUAGCAGCAAAACCAUGGGAGAAAGACCCUCAUUUUUUUAAAGAUAUAAAAAUCUCUGCAUUAGCAUUAUUAAAGAUGGUUAUGCAUGCUCGUUCUGGAGGAACUUUAGAAGUAAUGGGCCUUCUGCUUGGAAAAGUUGCAGCGAAUACAAUGAUUGUUAUGGAUUCUUUUGCAUUGCCUGUAGAAGGCACAGAAACAAGAGUUAACGCACAAGCACAAGCAUAUGAAUAUAUGACAGCAUAUAUAGAAGCAGCUAAACAAGUCGGAAGACAAGAAAAUGCUAUUGGAUGGUACCAUAGUCAUCCUGGUUAUGGAUGCUGGUUAUCGGGUAUUGAUGUAUCUACUCAAAUGCUCAAUCAAAAUUUUCAAGAACCGUUUGUUGCUAUUGUAAUUGAUCCUGUCAGAACGAUAUCUGCCGGCAAAGUUUGCUUGGGUGCGUUUAGAACUUAUCCAAAGGGCUAUAAACCAGCGAACGAAGAACCAUCGGAAUAUCAAACAAUACCAUUGAACAAGAUUGAAGAUUUUGGUGUUCAUUGCAAACAGUACUAUUCUUUGGAAGUUUCUUAUUUCAAAUCGUCGUUAGAUAGAAGAUUGCUAGAUUCUUUAUGGAAUAAAUAUUGGGUGAAUACAUUAAGCUCGUCUAGUCUUCUUACAAAUGCUGAUUACACUACUGGACAAAUAUUCGAUUUGUCGGAUAAACUUGAACAGUCGGAGGUUGCACUCGGAAGAGGAUUUAUCUUGGGUGGAACGGAUCCCCAUGAUCGCAGUACCGUAGAAAAGUUGAUGAAAGCAACGAGAGAUAGUUGUAAGACUACUAUUGAAAUUAUUCACGGAUUAAUGGCACAAAUAAUUAAAGACAGAUUAUUCAAUCAAGUUGGAUGUAACCCUAUCGAGUCUCAGCAAUAAUAAAUCAGAUUUAUAUACCACGCGUAAUAAAAAAAAUGAUAUAUGUAAAAUGUAAUUAAUAAUAAGGGACAUUUUUGAUUAAAAUAUAAUAAAAAGUUUAUCUUUAUAUUUUUACUAUAUCUUAAUAUACACAUAGCAUGAAAACAAGAACUAUGAUUUAAAAAUAAAUGAAAUAACUGUGUAACUAUUAAUACGCUAUUCUUAAAAAAGUAGUGGAAUAAAAAUACAUUUUAUUUUCACACCUUGAGUUUCUAGAAAGUAUAUGUACAGCAUCUUU
Heterotrigona itama is the source of this 2135-nucleotide messenger RNA. The record is from the annotation of a GenBank genome assembly. NCBI's taxonomy places the organism in Eukaryota, Metazoa, Arthropoda, Insecta, Hymenoptera, Apidae.